Molecule: messenger RNA, 414 nt
Organism: Anopheles aquasalis
Lineage: Eukaryota; Metazoa; Arthropoda; Insecta; Diptera; Culicidae
Biological process (GO): sleep; positive regulation of voltage-gated potassium channel activity; regulation of synaptic transmission, cholinergic
Source: RefSeq, a predicted model, not a curated record
AUGUCCGUGGAAGCGCUGCGGUGUUAUCAGUGUAACUCGAACGAUGAUUUCGAUUGUUUCGCACCGCCAAAGAACUUUACCGAGGCCGAGUACCGUGACAAUCGAACCGCCGUCGGUCGGCUGCUGAUGGAAUGCUCGAAGGAUGAGCAUGGCCGGGAACCGUUCUGUAUCAAAUCGUCUGUUCUAGUCCUUGGCAAUAACCUGCCGGAUUAUACGCGUGUUUCGCGCGAGUGCCAGUACGAACGAUGGGGUCAACCGUGCUAUCGUGUGUACAAUGGUGGUCACGAGGAAAUUACCUGCCAGUGUGAUACCGAUGGAUGCAAUGGAGCCACGCAACGCUCGGCGUCGAUCGUCGUGCUUCUACUCAUGUUUGUCGGUGCUUCGUAUCGGUUACUUGCAAGUGGAACUAGCUGA